AUGGUCCCCCAUCACCCCAAUCUACGCUCCCUACGGGACUCCGCUACAGCGGGUUGCGACCUAUGCCAGUUGAUCUGGACAUCCAUCCAACAACAAAACCCCGAAGUCGAGAAAAUUGACGCCGUACUAACUGGUCAAUCCCCAGAUGGCGAACCACUGUUUAGCGAGCAAGUAUGGCUAAGAGGAUCAUUUAUGGACACCUCCCGCGGGCGGGAACCACGGGGUUCCGCGAAUGUGAGCCAGCAGGAUGGUGGAAGUCAAGUAUACGUGGAUUGUGGGAAUGAAGAGAAUCCAGAAACGACUAUGAGCCCGGCGAUGCUAACGAGCACGCUGUGGGUAUUUGCUGACCCAGGUACACCAGCUGGGUCUCGCUUCGUAGAGCGCUAUAUCAGCGCUGACAGGAAUUCCGACGGGUACGUUGAGUUCGGUCGCGCGAUGCUUUCAGUCUGCCGGAAGAGGCACCCGGAGUGCGGACCUGUAGACCUAGAUGCAGCACCUGAAAUGCCUACACGGGUACUCGAUAUAGGGACCUCUUCAGGGGACUCGAUAAAACUGGUUUACGCACGCCUGCACGGGCUACGCAAGCCCUAUUUAGCACUGUCUUACUGCUGGGGUCAGGGCGUACGCCAUGCUACAGAGCUCCGCGACGAAAAUAUCAGUUCUCUCUUAGAAUCUAUCGAUGAAGCAGCUUUAACGGCGUCGCAUCAAGAGUGCAUCGCUAUCGCACGUCAUCUAGGUAUUCAGUAUGUCUGGAUCGACUCACUAUGUAUCAUCCAAGGAAACGCCGACGACUGGAACGAUGAAUCCAAGCUCAUGGCCGAAGUAUACGGCAACGCAACGCUCACCGUCGUAGCCAGUCGCUCAGCAGAUAGCCGAUCCGGGUUUGUAACAAACCAACACAAACAAGCAACGCCGCCUUGCGCACUUCCCUUCGGCGAGAAAGACGAGAGCGGAAAAGACAUAGGACCUAUCUUCCUUUACCUACCACGUGCGAAAACUCUCGGGCCCUUGAAUACGCGGGGUUGGUGUUUCCAGGAAGGUAUCCUCAGUCGACGGAAGCUGGUCUUCGAGAUGGAAAAGAUUUGCUUUUCAUGUCAACGGACGACACGAUGGGAAGAUGGCACCGCUGACGAGUCCGACAAGCUACGAGCGCGGUUGUUCCAGAGUAUAACGGAUGAUAAUACCAACAGCAACACCGAACCGCAAGCGCUAGGACAAGAUCAGCUACGUACUGAGAUGUUGCGGCUAUGGUACAAAUCAUUCCUCGUCAAAUACACACAACGCCAACUCACGAACCCCAACGACAUUUUCGCAGCCAUCAGCGGUAUUGCACAGCUAGCACAGCAAUCCAUAAAGUCCCGCUACUUAGCUGGUAUAUGGGAAGUCGAUAUAGUCGCCGGUCUGUUAUGGAACACAUGGUACUCAUUCGGUGCAAAAUCAACUAAUUAUCCAAUAACUUCUCCAAUGUAUCCCAUUAGGCCUAAGAGGCCAACCGAUUUAGAUGGCAAACAAAUUACUAGAGCCCCGUCAUGGUCGUGGGCUUCAAUAAUAGGCCAAGUCCACGAGCGCUCUACUCCACGAGACGAAGCCGUAUUCCGCGAUCCAUCUAAUUUCCUCGUCCGACCUUGCGAUAAUAACAACCGCACACCACCAAGGUGGACAGCAUCCGAUAGCCCCCACUGCGACACCAACAUCCUCCACAUGCCAGCCUGCGAGCUGCGUUUCCUCGGACGCCCGAAGCCCGUAAAAUGCCGUCCAACAUGGUCCGAAGUCCCAGGCUUAACGAGAAAAUGGCAUCUCCAACCCGGCCGACGGCGGAAGUCAGCGGAAGAGGGAUACCUCGUCCUCUUGGAACCCGCUGAAUCCGAGCAAGCCCAGCUGGACGAACUCGGUCUACUUCCGAAAGAGGAUACUCCGAAUCCCAACGCUUUAGUUUUCGCCGAAGCUUUCUUUGACAUCUCUGAAGAACGCCCUGGUAUUACUGACUGUUGGUUCUUACCACUACUCAAGGAGAAAUGGGUAGGUCUGUUGCUGAGUAAAAGUACAUCAGACGGCAAAUUCCGCCGUCUCGGCAUCGUCGUAGUGGCUAGAGAUCAGUUCUUACCAUGGGUGCUGUCAGGACCCGAAGAAGAAAUCCGUCUAGUAUAG
Hypoxylon trugodes is the source of this 2148-nucleotide messenger RNA. RefSeq names its product HET-domain-containing protein. The transcript is spliced from 4 exons. Bases 1 to 2148 code for a protein of 715 amino acids. NCBI's taxonomy places the organism in Eukaryota, Fungi, Ascomycota, Sordariomycetes, Xylariales, Hypoxylaceae. The record is from RefSeq and is a predicted model, not a curated record.